UUUGUUGAUAUGCUCAAUGAAAUUCGUUAUGGGCGGCUUUCGCAAGAAUCUAUCGCCCGGUCCAAGUCUUUGUCACGACCCAUUGACUACGAUGAUGGUCUGGGAGUAAACGAGCUGUUCCCUCGUCGAGAGGACGUGGAUGGAUCAAACAGUGGCCGCAUGUCUCAUCUUCAAAUUGAGUGA
Messenger RNA from Suillus clintonianus, 183 nucleotides. RefSeq lists its product as uncharacterized. The transcript has 2 exons. NCBI's taxonomy places the organism in Eukaryota, Fungi, Basidiomycota, Agaricomycetes, Boletales, Suillaceae. The record is from RefSeq and is a predicted model, not a curated record. The annotation marks the transcript as partial.